Messenger RNA from Pectinophora gossypiella (pink bollworm), 444 nucleotides. RefSeq lists its product as uncharacterized. Gene Ontology annotation, biological process: negative regulation of biosynthetic process. The transcript is spliced from 3 exons. NCBI's taxonomy places the organism in Eukaryota, Metazoa, Arthropoda, Insecta, Lepidoptera, Gelechiidae. The record is from RefSeq and is a predicted model, not a curated record. The coding region runs from base 61 to 444 and encodes 127 amino acids.
GAUUUCUACGUAAAAUUCAAAGUUUAAAGUAAAUUAUAAGUGCUAAUACAUCCGUUCUCAAUGCCCUACAUUUUGAUCAGAGGUAACCUCGCAUCAUAUGGGCAUAAAAACCCUUGGCGUGUUUUGGUAUCCGGCUUGAAAGCUGGCGAUAUAGAGCAGCUAAAACGCUUCGCAUGUGGUGGAUACUGCGACGAUUCCACUAUUGUCUACUUACAGCAUCCUUGUGUUAUCCUCAGUGCAUUAGAGGUAUUGGGUUACAAAGUCGUAGCUUCCAGUUCAACUGCUGUUAAACAGGACUACAAUGAAUACAUGUGGACUAUGAGAAAGGAAUUCUCUGAGCCGGAGCCAUCUAUCAUUGUUGAGCAGGAUAAUUACACAAAUUUUAACAAAGAGGCUAUGCACUUGGGCAACUAUCAGACUCCUGCGAAAGACGACGAAGUUUAA